Messenger RNA from Phalacrocorax carbo (great cormorant), 972 nucleotides. NCBI's taxonomy places the organism in Eukaryota, Metazoa, Chordata, Aves, Suliformes, Phalacrocoracidae. The record is from RefSeq and is a predicted model, not a curated record.
CUGCAGACAGGGGGGAAGUGUGGGCUAGAGAGCCAGGGCGGGCUCUGCUGCUAGCGGUGGCAACAGGCCGGCAGCAGGUCCUCUUCAGAGGCGGUGCCAUGCACUGGAGUCUUUCAAAUGGGCCUUUGAAAGUGCUGGGAGCUGUGGCCCUGUGGCAGCGACGGUGAGGGCGUCAGCCUGCAGCUCCGCGGCUGUUACAGGUACCACUGAAAGAGUUGUGAUGGCAGAUGCUGUUCUGUGGGUUUUGUUUGAGGGGGCGUUUUAAACUCGUUUUGUUUGACUACAAUCCUUCCUUUGCACUCAGGUGACAGGACUGGUGCUUAUCUUCUCUUUCUGGAGCGCCUCCUGACACCCUUUGUCAUCCAGAGCUUUCCCCUCCGUUGCUGAGAGGAGCGAUGGCCACAACGGGGAACGACUCCUCCGUUUCCGAGGGAGCGGCUCCUCCACAAAGGAUCCUGUUUCCCCCAGAGAAGAUUCGCAUGGCCUGGCAGCAACAACAGAGAGUUGGAGCGGGGCUCGACAACCUGGGCAACACGUGCUUCCUCAACUCCGUCCUGCAGUGCCUGACGUACACACCCCCUCUGGCCAACUACCUGCUCUCUCGGGAGCACAGCCAGUCGUGUCGUCAGCAAGGCUUCUGCAUGAUGUGCACAAUGGAAGAGCACGUUAACAUCGUCCUGCGUUCCUCAGACAGCGCCAUCCAGCCUACGGCUGUCGUCAGUGUUCUCACACGCAUAGGAGAACAUUUCCAGCUUGGCGUGCAGGAGGACGCCCACGAGUUCUUACGCUACACGGUCGAUGCCAUGCAGAGGGCUUGUCUGAGUGGCAGCAGCGAGUAAGCAAAUUGCCUCUCCAGUGUUCCGAAGCCCUUCGCACUCCUUCACGUAACCCCGUCAAGGAAAACCUGUGCCCAGGGUUUUCAGGCCAAGUAAAACUCCUGGAGGAGAUAACUCUCUGCCGCCUUACCAUUUA